AUGUCACCGUCACCACCAGAACCCUCAAUAUUCACGCCUUAUCUCACGCCCUCGCUCUCCUCGCAUCUCUCGAACCUCCCUCCAACCAUCUCCGUGGACAGCCUGAGCCGCACGGCCCCAACCCGUCUGCAAAGGACAGCGCUGCCUCAUAUCGGGACCAUCGAACUCGUCUCCUCAGCAGACUUCGAGAAGCUCUACGACCCACUCUACACGGCCAGUUUCCCCCGGGGCACCGAGCGCGAGAGGUCUGACCUGAUCGUCGAGCGCCUCGCCGCCCAGGCCAGAGGCGAGAGGGCAGGAUUGGCGCCGUACCGGAUCGUCGGCAUCCGAGACCACGCGGGCGAAGCCAUCGGGGCGGCUCAGUUCUCGGUCCUGCCGGUCCCGCCUCGUCGAGCGGGACAGGGACAGGGACAACCACCGGCAGAGGGACAGGGACAGGAGACCGUGGGCUCCACUUCAGACGAGGAGACAUCUUCUCGGCGGUCCAUAUCGUCGACGGUCAACUUCGCCGUCCCCUACCUGCAGUACAUCUACGUGAGGGCGCAGAACCGCCGCCAGGACAUGUCCGAGGUGCUGCAUGCGAUGGUGCUCGCCGUGGCGAGCGCCGACGCCGCGGUGAUGGAACUCGAGGAUGGAGCUUCUUCCCGGGGGGCCGAAAGUCUUGUGCGCACCGUGCCAUUUACGCUCUUCGAGACGGAGCCGCCCGAUCACGGCGACGAUCACGCCAGCCGCGCGUAUGCGCUGGAACGGUCCAAGAUCCACACGUCGAGUGGAGGCGUGGCUCUCGUUCUGCGACGUCCAAAACGCUGCGAGGGCAGGUCGCAUCAGGGCGAGGAUGACAUCCUCUCCGCGCACGUCCAACCUGGUCUUGAACCCGCCGAUCCGCCGUUGACGCUGGUCUGGGUGAUCCGGCCAUCGCCGACCUCCACGCCGGAUCAGGUCUACGAUCUCACGAGCAUGGGCACGGCACUCAUUGCUGCCUACUACCAGAGUCUCCGAGACGAAGGCUUUCCGGAGAAGAACAUCCGACUCGCAGAGAGGAUCCUUGAGCAGAGAUGUAAAGGCAGUACUUUCGAACUGGUACCCCUUGCAGAGGUCAAGGACUUUAGUAUGGAGAAGGGCUAUCUGGAUAUCCGAGAGGAUGACUGA
Molecule: messenger RNA, 1149 nt
Organism: Cladophialophora carrionii CBS 160.54
Lineage: Eukaryota; Fungi; Ascomycota; Eurotiomycetes; Chaetothyriales; Herpotrichiellaceae
Exons: 1
Coding region: 1-1149 (382 amino acids)
Source: RefSeq, a predicted model, not a curated record